UUUUCUGGCUACGGCAAAACCCGACAGGCGGCUCCCUCUCAUCGGGAAAGGAGAGAAUCGCGGCGCAGCCAGGCAACCUCACGCGGAAGUCCGCAAUCCCAGAGCUGCGGGAACUCUCUGAAACCGGAGACGACAACACACGGGAGUGGAGAGACCUAAACGAAGCGUUCUGGGGGUCCCUGAGCGAUUGUUCCUCUCAUGCUGCGGGAUCGAGCUGAGUUCUAGCAAGGAGAGAUCUUGUCCUGAUCUUGCUGCACGAGGGAAGGGGAGAGAAGCACUUGCAUUUUUCCAUCAUGCAGGUAAAAAAAGUUCAAAGGCAAGCAGUGUGCUGGCUGCUUGUGCAGUAGGAGAAGCUUAGAAUAAAUCCAGAAAUGGACACUUUUAACAAUGAAGGAAUGAUGAAAUUGCGCUGAUGCCUUUAUCUCCCUUUGAAGACCACGAGGCUCUAAACCCAUUCCCAACCAAAUGGGAUUUUGUCCUAGUUUGUGAUGAUCACAGCCUCAACAGUGAGAAAGAUAAGAAGAAGAAAAGUUUUCUGGAUGAACUGCACAGGAAAGGGUUUAUUAUCAAGAUGAUUAAAGAUGAAAAGCUCUUUUAUGGAGUUCAGGCCCCAAGUGUAAUGUUCAGAAAAUACCAGUGGCUUCUGAAGAAUAUUGACACUGAUUCAGAAGUAAUAUCUGGAGUGCAGCAAGAGGACUCUUCGGAAGUGAUCAGUACAACAAGAAUACGUAUUGUCAGCUUUAUCCUGCAGAACAUAAAGAUUCAAAGCACCAAAGGUCUGUUAGAGAACCUUCAUGAUCUGAUAAAGAUGAAAGUCUUUGAAACAGCAUUUCCUUUACAUGAGAGGGAGAAUCUGGGUGCAUUUCUGAAGAUGAAUUGGGCCCGAUGGAGAGACAUCAUCUAUAGACAGCCAAUUGAAGAAAUCAGGACCUAUUUUGGGGAAAAAGUUGCCCUUUAUUUUGCCUGGCUGGGCUGGUAUACUUGCAUCUUGUUCGUGGCUGCUGUGCCAGGCAUUAUCCUUGCCAUAUAUGGGUUAAUUAGCUUCAGUUCCAGUCAGAUCAGCAAGGAAAUCUGUGCAGCCAAUACUACUAUGAUGUGUCCACUCUGUGACCAGAAGUGCCCUUUUUGGCCAUUGUCAGAAACUUGCACAUAUGCCCAGGUCACCCACUUGCUUGAUAAUGAAGGGACAGUUCUCUUCGCAAUAUUCAUGGCUGUCUGGGCCACUGUAUUCUUGGAGUUGUGGAAGAGAAAGAGAGCUGCAGUUGUCAGUGCCUGGAAGUUGUAUCUGUGGGAUGAAGAAGAGGAGGAAGUGGCUAUGGAACUCAUCAAUAACCCAGAAAUGGCUUCCCCGCUGCACCAGCAUUCUUACAUCCGCAGCACUGUUGUACUCAUCUUAGUUGGGCUUAUGAUCUGCGUGAUUAUUGGUAUUGCCCAUGCACUUGUCAUCUAUAGGGUCGUGGUGACAGUCAUCUUUACUCAGUCUGACUCAGAAUUUUUCCGAGAACGAGCCAGUACCAUGGCAGUGAUGACAGGGGCUGUGUUGCAUUAUUUAACUAUCAUCAUAAUGAGCAAGGUGAAUAGACAUGUAGCGCUGUACCUCUGUGAUAUGGAGAAGCCAAGAACAUUCGCUGAGCGUGAGAAAAACGUCAGUGUCAAACUCUUCACCUUCCAGUUCUUCACCCACUUCUCUUCUGUGAUCUACGUUGCUUUCUUCCUUGGGAGGAUUAAUGGUCGUCCAGGGGACUAUGUACGUGUGGGCGGCAAGUGGAGACUGGAAGAAUGCCACCCCAGCGGCUGCCUUGUAGAUCUCUUCAUCCAGAUGGCCGUAAUCAUGACAUUAAAGCAAACACUGAGCAAUUUUGUGGAGUUCAUGUUGCCCUGGAUACGCUACAAGUACAAACUGCUGUUCAGAAAUCCCAAAAGCAACAACAGGGUUCAUAUGGAGGAGAGUGCUCGGGACCCAUGCAAGGAGGAAUGGCUAUGGAACUAUAACCUUAAUGAAGUGAACGUCUUCAGUUUGUUUAAUGAAUAUCUGGAGAUGAUGAUCCAGUACAGCUUCACCACUAUUUUUGUGGCUGCCUUUCCCCUUGCUCCACUCCUGGCCUUUAUCAACAAUCUCAUCGAAAUUCGACUAGAUGCUAUCAAGAUGGUGAGAUUGCAGAGGCGUAUGGUUCCCAGGACAGCAAAUGAUAUUGGUAUCUGGUUGCUGAUUCUGGAGGCAAUCGGUAUUUUAGCUGUCAUUGGCAAUGGUAUGGUAAUUGCCAUCACCUCAGACUUCAUCCCAAUGCAGGUGUACAAAUACACUUCUAGCCCCUGCGUACAGAAGAAUUACACAGGCAAAGACUGUUUGGCAGGUUACGUCAACUACAGUCUUUCGGUGUUCAACGUCCAGGACUUUGGGAACCAUGAGAAUCUGCCAGAACAUAAAGAUCCCAUGGGGAAUGUGAUAACGCACUGCAGGUACCGAGAUUACAGGGACAGUGAGGACUACAGUUAUACUGUUGAGUUUUGGCAUAUUUUUGCAGCACGCCUUUCCUUCCUUAUCUUGUUUGAACACGUGGCCCUUUGCAUUAAACUGAUUGCAGCCUGGUUUGUGCCUGAUGUCCCCAGGAGCAUUAAGAACGAGCAUCUAAAACAAAAACGUGAAAGGCUGUUGAAAAGACUCAGAAGAAUGGAUGACUCCACAGAAGUAUAGUGAAACGUCAUAUGAGAGUGGUGGGAUCAAGAGAAGAAAUCCUAGAGUCAAGCCUCUAGAAGAAUGGUGCUGAAGACUUUGAAGAUGCCAGCUGAACUCUGCAGGCGUCGCUUGAUCUUUUGUUUACUGUUCUUGGAUUUUACCUCUUCACUGAAAGGAAACUGCCAUUGUUUGCAUGGUAAGAUUGUUUUGAAUAUUCAAGUGUUCCUAGGAGACUACAGGGUAGGAACAAUGUCACAUGUCAGAGCAUGAGGCAGAAGUAAGCAGGAGUGUUUGCACUGACUAUAAAAUAACUCUCUUGCUAUAAAGUUAAAAUAAUUUUGGUUACACCAAAACUUCCAUGCUCUGCCACCACCACUCAUAACAGAUUUGACACUUAACACCCAUGAAACUCUCACAGCUGUCUCAGACUUUCAGUAUAAAUCAACAUGAAAUCUCUUAACUCUCAUGGCUCAUAGGAAUAUAUAUUAAUAUAUUUUCAUUUCCUUUAUUACCUUGAUGGUGCUCUUUGAGUGGAAAGAAAUAUAUUGUUUGUAUAAAAUAUUUUUCCUUUGUAUAAUUUAACAGCACAUGUGCACAGUUAUUUUUAUAGGGGCUUUUUAGCAUUGUUUUUUUUCUUCAUCAAAGCCUCCAAACUGCUGUUUAAAGUUCAGAAGAAUUGUUAUUUUGAAGAGUUUCCAUAAUUCCUAUAUGUGCGCUGACAUCCUUUUAGAGAUUACUCCUUUCAGCUUUUUAAUGGUACACCAUUUGAUAAAAGUUUCUUGUGUGCUGGUUUAUAAAAAGACCCAAUUAAUUGCCUACCUCAUAAAGAUGAUAGGAAGUUUAAUUCAGUUCUGAAAAGCAUUUUAAGGCCUUUGCCUAUAUUGUAAACACUCUUGAUUCUAUCAUUCCAUCGAGCCACUGGGAUAGUUGCCCUCAUGGAAUCUAUGAAUGAAACCCCUCAAAGGUGGCAAUGUGUGUAUUACCUCACUCAACUUUUUUACAUGUAAGUUGGGGUCAGAUGUACCCACACAUAAACUUCACAAGAAUAGGUAUAUUUUUCCUUGGAUUCUUAAUUCAUGAUGCUGUUAUAACCCAGUUUCUGACCAAUCCAGAAAUGUGUGUGCACUUACAAAGAUUAUAUACAGCAGUUCCUUUAUUAAUUCACUCAUCCUAAAGAGGUCAGCUGUUCAUAGAACUGUGUAUAUACAUCAUUCUGGGAUGUAGCAGAACACUGGGCUUUGGUUAGCAGUUUCAGCCUGUUGCAUCAUAGAGCUACAUGUGUGAGAAAAGCUGCUCGACGAAAUUUACUUUUACUUUUCUGCAUAAGCACUAAAGGCACAAAGGCUGUGCUUCAUCGGACAGUUAUGUAUUCUACAAAAACUGUUUUGUUUCAUACCACAUGUGCCUUCUUUCCAACCAAGUACUGUAUCUAAUAAUACACAGAAAUAAAGCACAUUUUUUAAAAAAUCCUGAUCCAAAAAAUGUUAAGGCUUCAGGAUGUCUUUUAGAUGUAAGUUCAAAUUACUUGUGUCCCCUCACCUUUUAUUAUAUGGAUUAGGUAGAACCGCUGAAUUAAUGUUCGUAUUCAUAUGUAACUUAUCAACUUGACAUUCGGAUUCUCUUUUGUUCUUGUCUGCAAAUGUUACAUCUUACGUGCAUUGUUAAGUUAUGAUUGGAACUAAAUCACAGCACUGAGAAUGUAAAGAUGUAACAUGCUAAAGGGCACUUCUAUCCUGUUUUUAUCCUCAGCAAAAUCCUUAGUGGAUAUCGGUGAUUGCAAUUAUGCUCUCUUGCUCCUGAAGUUGUUUUUGCAAUUCGUACUUUUGACUGAAAAGAUCAUGCAAAGUUAAAAUUCCUAUUACAUACCUAAUACCUGUAUUUUUUCUUUUCUUUCUUUCUUUGACAAAUUCUAAAUUUAAUUGCAAGUUAAGCUUCAGCAGCAAUCACAAGUUCAUUCCUUGAAAGCCAAUGGGACUUGGAUUCUAGCUGAAACAUAUCUGUUUGAGAAUCUCUAUAAUCUAAUUCUGGAAGCAUCUUGCUUAGGGAAGUGCCUUUAAAAUUGCGCCUUAUAGCAAUACUUUGGCUCUAGAUUACUUUAACAUCCUUACCUAUUGAAUUAGCGACCUUAAUUCAAUUUGUAAUUCCUUAGGCUUUCUGUUCUUGUGUCACACUGUUUAAAGUUGUACUUUUAAAGAAAACACAGUUACUCUGAAA
Messenger RNA from Zootoca vivipara (common lizard), 4891 nucleotides. RefSeq names its product anoctamin 9 (gene ANO9). NCBI's taxonomy places the organism in Eukaryota, Metazoa, Chordata, Lepidosauria, Squamata, Lacertidae. Gene Ontology annotation, molecular function: chloride channel activity; protein dimerization activity. Gene Ontology annotation, biological process: chloride transmembrane transport. The record is from RefSeq and is a predicted model, not a curated record. Gene Ontology annotation, cellular component: plasma membrane.